Carlito syrichta (Philippine tarsier) is the source of this 3083-nucleotide messenger RNA. It is a transcript of the gene HAUS6, whose product is annotated as HAUS augmin like complex subunit 6. Gene Ontology annotation, molecular function: microtubule binding. The transcript is spliced from 17 exons. NCBI's taxonomy places the organism in Eukaryota, Metazoa, Chordata, Mammalia, Primates, Tarsiidae. The record is from RefSeq and is a predicted model, not a curated record. Bases 243 to 3083 code for a protein of 946 amino acids. Gene Ontology annotation, cellular component: mitotic spindle microtubule; HAUS complex. Gene Ontology annotation, biological process: spindle assembly.
CGGGAGUCUCGGUUUGUUGGUGGCUCCGCUCGGGCGGCGGUGGUCCGGCCGCGGCGGGAGGCUCCGUCUCCCCGAGACUUGACUGGGAGGCGAAGCAGCUCCGGGCGAGAGAGGAGCGGACGGCGGGUCUUGGAGGGGCGGCGGCGCCCUCCGUCUGCGCGGAGGGAGGGGUCCGGAGGGCCCUCGGAGUCCGCCCGGGCCUGCGUGUCCCUUUCUCUGCCGUCGCCGCGCCCGCCGCCAAGAUGAGCUCGGCCUCCGCCCCCUCUUUCGAGAAGCAGCACCUCUGGAUGUAUCUGCAGGCGCUCGGCUUCGACCCCGGCCCGGCCACCGCCGCCUGCGGGAAGGUCGUGUCGCACACGCACCUCGGAGUGAACAUGUUUGACAAGCAGAACCGUGAUGCCUUUUAUAUAGUUUCUUAUUUUUUGUUUCAAACGCUGGACCAGUCUCUCACCAAAGAAGUUUUCAAAUUAUGUUGGCCUCCAUUUGACCAAAAAAGUGAUGCUGAAUUCCGGAAACAUUGCUGCGAAUGGUUAAAAAGGAUUUCUGCUGAAUGUGAAAUCUUUCCUCAAGUUGUUGGUUCACUAUUUCUUUCUCCUGGUGGUCCUAAGUUUAUUCAUCUGAUGUAUCAUUUUGCAAGAUAUGUUGCACUGAAAUAUAUUAAGACCAAUUCCAGAAAUUCUUCUCUAUUUCCUAAAGAGACAUUUAAUGUAAAGCCACAGGAUUUGCACAAGUGUAUUGCCAGAUGCCAUGUAGCACGUAAUAGAUUUUUACAGAUUUUGCAAAGAGAAGAUUAUGUUAUCAAAAAAUAUCAGGAAAAUGCACAAUUAUUAGUUAAGCAAGUACGAAAUGCAAGAUCCGAAUGUAUAGGACUACAGAAUCAAAUAAAAGAAAUGGAACCCUAUGAUGACCCAAGUAAUAUAGAAGAGAAAAUUGAAAAGGUUCGGUCUUUGUGGGCUUCAGUGAAUGAAACACUCAAGUUUUUGGAAAAAGAAAGAGAAGUUGUUAGUUCUGUCCUUAGUCUUGCUAACCAAUAUACUUUAGAUGGAACUAAUGUUGUUAUUAAUAUUCCAAGUCUGUUGUGUGACAAAAUUCAGAAACAAAUGAGUCAGUUGCACAUAGGAAAUAUUUAUGAAGCUGGAAAAUUGAACCUUUUAACAGUUAUUCAGGUAUUAAAUGAAGUCUUGAAAAUAUUGAAAUAUGAACGUUGUCAGACUGACCAAGCAAGAUUGACAGUAGACCUUCACUACCUUGAAAAAGAGACCAAAUUUCAGAGGGAAAGAUUAUCGGAUCUGAAGCAUAUGAGGCAUAGAAUAAAAGAAGAUCUUACGACUAUAAGACAUUCUAUUGUUGAAAAGCAAGAAGAUUGGCAUAAAAAGUGGAAAGAAUUUCUUGGUUUGUCUCCUUUCCGUCUAGUUGAAGGUUGGACUCCAGCUGUGGACCUACUACCACCUAUGUCUCCUCUUUCGUUUGAUCCUGCCUCAGAAGAAACUUAUGCAAAGAGUAUUCUUUUUCAGUAUCCUGCUUCUCUUCCAGAUACACCUGAGCUACAUAACCAAGAAAAUGACUGCAGAGGAGACAGUGAUAAUUUGGGAGCUGUCCAUGAUCUAGCCAACAGCUCUGUGUCUUUGCUGUUGCAGCCAGCUUCAUCCUCAGAUAGAAGUAGUGUUACUGUACUUGGAAAGGACACGAAAGUGAGACUUCCCAAAGACAAAAAUGAAACAGUUUCUAAGAAAAUACCAGAAUUUGAAAUGGAAGACUCUCCAUUAUCGGAUAUUGCAAAGAGUAGUCAAGCUGGAGGGUCUCUACCAACCAAAAAAAGUGAUCCAUUCCAUAAAGAACAAGAUCAUCUGGCAGAAGAGGUUGUCAAGGCUGUUUUAUCUGAUUCACCACAGGUCUCUGAAGGAAAAGAUGUAAAAUUAGAGGAACUUAUUGACCAUUUAGGUUCUAACCCCUUCUUAACAAGGAACCGAAUUCCUCGUACUCCAGAAAGCUUGAUAACUGAAAUUAGGAGCUCAUGGAGAAAAGCUAUUAAUACGGAAGAUAACAGAAAUAUGGAACCAAUUCAGAUGGACACUGAACAUUUUAAAGAAGUAUUGCCAGAAUCUUUACCUGUGUUGCAUAAUCAAAGAGAAUCUAGUAUGGCCAGCUUUUUCUCAGGAACCUCUGUAUCAGAAUUUGACCAGUCUCAUUUUCCUGAAGAGAAAGUUGUUUUGGACUACAAGUGUUUGCCUCAGAAACAAGUGGUGACUGGUCACAUAGGUGAAUCACUAACACAAAAUCAGUCAGAUUUGUUAGAUAAGAAAGUAUUUUGCAAGCAAGAUUUGGAAUGUGUAGCUUUACCAACCAAGCUUUCAGAAACUAGCCGAAUAGAGACUUUCUCCCCUGCUGUGGGCACUAGGGUAGAUGUGAUGACUGGCAGUAAAGAUACCAAAACACUGGACCACUCACAAGCCUCUUAUAACAAGCCUUCCAUGAGCAAAACUCUGUUAUGGAACUCUUUCCAAGUAUCAAGUGGAAUUAGUUCUCCGAGUUUUAAGGAUACUGAUUUUGGGAUAUUACACGAAACUCUUCCAGAAGUUGGUCGCCUAAGUUUUUGUAGCUCCUCUAGCUCAGAGGCCAAUUUUAAACUGGAACCAAACAGUCCUGUGUACAGUGAUGUUUUCCCAGAGGGUUUUGUAGGAGAAAGACAGACUACUUCAGAAUCAGACUUGAAUUUACAGGCAAUUUGCAGGAGAUAUGAGGCUCAGAAAAAAUCUCUCUGUGAGGAAAGGGAAGAAUCCUACCUCCCUAAUCCUGAAACAUUUGAAAGACACAAACCAGAAUUGAGCCCUACUCCCCAAAACAUGCAAACAGAUGAUAUGCUGAGCUUUUUGGACACUCAUGAUUUGCAUACGGACUAUGCAAAACCAUCUUUACGCAUGUCACUUGGGGAAAGAAAACGGUCUCUUUCGCCACUAAUUAAGUUUUCUCCAGAACAAAGAUCAAGGACCACAAUACCAUGUAGUCUCGGAGAACUUCUACCUAAUUUAAAAGAAGAAGACAUCUUGAAUAAGAGCCUUGAUGAAAAAGAAUCUCCGACAUGA